GUCCCUUUCCCUUUGCCAUCCCCUUUCAAUCUGCAAAACACGUUUUCCCGAAGAAUUCGAAUCAUCAAUCCCAGUCGCUAGCAAACAAAUUCAACAUCAGAUCCACGUCCGGAAUCCACCUAUUUUCCGAUCACCGGAGUUUCUAGUUCGCCGUCAAGUUUCAGUGCAAUUGUUACUUGAUUUCGAUUUCGUGGUCUAAAUUGAAGAUUUGCUGCCGACGAGAUGAGUGAGGUAUUUGAAGGUUACGAACGCCAAUACUGCGAGCUUUCUGCGGGUUUGUCGAAGAAGUGUACAUCGGCUAGUCUUCUCGAUGGAGAGCAGAAGAAGCAGAAAGUUUCUGAAAUAAAAGUUGGACUUGAUGAAGCUGAAUCUCUGAUACGGAAAAUGGAUCUUGAGGCGAGAAGCUUGCCGCCAAAUGUGAAGGCUGUGCUCCUUGCCAAACUAAGGGAAUACAAAUCUGAUCUGAAUAACUUGAAGAGUGAAGUUAAACGAAUUGCAUCAACCAGCUUAAACCAGGCUGCUCGAGAUGAAUUGUUGGAAUCAGGAAUGGCAGAUGCAGCAACGGUUUCGGCAGACCAAAAGGGAAGACUACUUAUGUCAACAGAGAGAUUGAAUAAAACGAGCGAUAGAGUUAGGGACAGUAGAAGGACCAUGCUGGAGACUGAAGAGCUCGGGGUUUCAAUUCUUCAAGAUCUAAACCAACAACGACAGUCCCUCCUGCAUGCCCAUGGAACGCUUCAUGGAGUUGAUGACAACGUAAGCAAGAGUAAAAAGAUCUUGACCAACAUGUCGAGAAGGAUGAGCAGGAAUAAAUGGAUCAUCGGGUCCAUCAUUGCUGUGCUCGUUCUCGCCAUCAUCUUAAUCCUCUAUUUCAAGUUGAAGAAGUAAGACAGACAACUCUUCUGCUUUAAGUGUUUACCAACCCUUUUAUUGGCCUUAUUUUUGCUGCAAGUGUGUGCUAUUCAUUGUGAAUUUACCAUAUUUGGUUUAAUUCAACCAAAAAAAUAGCAAAAAAAAAAAAAAAAAGAGUUCCUGUUUGCAACUUCUAUGCUUUUCUAUGAUUGCUAUGAGUGGAUCAUUUCAGAAAAUUUGUAUCUUUUUCUAUCAAUUUUUUCAUAAUGGAAGAAGCUUUAUUCUUGUUGACA
Messenger RNA from Cynara cardunculus var. scolymus (artichoke), 1145 nucleotides. RefSeq names its product vesicle transport v-SNARE 11-like. The transcript has 6 exons. Gene Ontology annotation, molecular function: SNAP receptor activity; SNARE binding. Gene Ontology annotation, biological process: vesicle-mediated transport; intracellular protein transport; vesicle fusion. Gene Ontology annotation, cellular component: late endosome membrane; Golgi apparatus; ER to Golgi transport vesicle membrane. NCBI's taxonomy places the organism in Eukaryota, Viridiplantae, Streptophyta, Magnoliopsida, Asterales, Asteraceae. The record is from RefSeq and is a predicted model, not a curated record. Bases 223 to 888 code for a protein of 221 amino acids.